Messenger RNA from Helianthus annuus (common sunflower), 1761 nucleotides. RefSeq names its product valine N-monooxygenase 1. Bases 58 to 1608 code for a protein of 516 amino acids. The transcript has 3 exons. NCBI's taxonomy places the organism in Eukaryota, Viridiplantae, Streptophyta, Magnoliopsida, Asterales, Asteraceae. Gene Ontology annotation, molecular function: oxidoreductase activity, acting on paired donors, with incorporation or reduction of molecular oxygen; monooxygenase activity; iron ion binding. The record is from RefSeq and is a predicted model, not a curated record.
AUAAAAACAUAUUUCUGCAAAACAAAUAUCAAAAGCUUGCUUAUUCCUCUUCCAACCAUGACCAUUUUCUUUCUAACCCACAUGUCAAUCUGCUACUUGUUCCUUUUCUUGCUCAUUAAGUUCAUGAGUUCCAAACUUCGACCACCUCUUCCUCCUGGCCCGACACCGUUGCCCUACGUAGGCAGCAUAAUCAGCAUGCUUCGAAACAAGCCCACGUUUCGAUGGAUUCAUAGGAUGAUGAACGAAAUGAACACCAAGAUCCUAUGUGUUCGCCUCGGAAAUGUCCAUGUCAUAGCCGUUAGUGAUCCAGAUAUCGCACUUGAGUUUUUGAAAGACAAAGAUUGGAUCUUCUCGUCAAGGCCUGAUUCCAUGUCGGGCUAUCUGACUAGUGGUGGUUACUUGGACACGGUUCUUGCUCCAAUGGGUGAUCAUUGGAAAAAGAUGAGAAGUAUCCUAUCCAUGGAUAUUCUUUCCGGGACUAGGCAUAAAUGGCUUCAGAAAAAGCGAAACGAAGAAGAUGAUAACAUACUCAGGUACAUUAACAAUCGAUGCAAGAUCAACCAUGGGGUCACUGAAGGCUUUGUGAAUGUGAGGAUUCUGGCGCAACAAUACACAACCAACAUGGUAAGGAAGCUCGUGUGGGGGAGAAGGUAUUUUGGUAAAGGGAGCGAAGAUGGUGGACCUGGGAAGGAAGAGAUUGAGCAUGCCGAAUCACUUUGGACAAUUCUUGUCUAUCUUAACGCGUUUUGUGUGACGGAUUACUUCCCGUGGUUGAGAUGGAUAACUGAUUUUGAUGGGCACGAGAAGAUCAUAAGGAAUGCUAUUCGUAUGGCAAGAAAGUAUCAAGAUCCUUUGAUUGACGAGAGGAUUCAACAAUGGCAAGACGGUGUUAGGACCCGACAAGAAGACUUGCUCGACGUUUUCAUCACCCUUAAAAACACUCCACUAACCACAGAUGAAAUAAAAGCCCAGAUCCUUGAUCUGAUGCUAGCAGGUUUUGAUAAUGUUUCAAAUAAUAUCGAAUGGGCAAUGGCGGAGAUGAUGAACAAUCCGAGGAUAUUCGAUAAAGCUGUCCAUGAGCUCGAUUUUGUGGUAGGAAAGGAUAGAUUAGUUCAAGAAUCCGAUCUACCUAGGCUCAAAUAUAUCAAAUCCUGUGUGAAGGAGGCUUUCAGGUUGCAUCCUGUCGCGGCUUUCAACGUCCCACAUGUAACAACCGCUAACUCUACAAUUGCUGGGUACUUCAUACCCAAGGGUAGUCACAUAUUAGUGAGCCGUCUCGGGCUAGGGAGGAACCCUGAUGUCUGGGAGGACACACUGACUUUCAAUCCAGACCGUCACAUGAACGGUCAUAAAGAAGUGGUGUUAGCUGACUACAACCUUCACACGUUUGCAUUUAGCACCGGUCGGCGUGGGUGCCCGGCAGUGUUGUUGGGCUCGACUAUGUCCACAAUGCUUCUAGCUCGGCUUGUACAAGGAUUCACUUGGGAGUUGCCACUUAACGAGCCACAUGUUGAUCUCAAGGAGAACCUGCAUGAUCUAGCAAAGGCUAAGCCUUUGUUAGCCAUAGCGAAGCCUCGUCUGCCUCACCAUCUUUAUCCCACAAACUGAAAAAGUUGUCGGUGUGUUUAUAGUAUGUGAUGUCUGAAAAUAAAAAAGUUGUUGGUGUGUUUAUAGUAUGUGAUUUCUCAAAAUAACAUGUGGAGCAUGUAUGACAUGGGUCACAGUUAUAAUAAAAAUUAUAUAAAUAAAAUAUUAAAGAUA